AUGCAGAACUACAGCAAGCUCAACAAGUUGCCCACAAUCGUUGAAGAGGACGAAACAGACAGGGGCGACGGGUAUAAUGGCCCUACUUUCAGAUGUUCAGUUCAGAAGAUGUACUCUGUUAUUUCGCAGUUUGACCAGCAGAAACGAGAAAUUGUUAACUCUAUGGGUUGGGGUGGCACUCUAUCCAUGCCUCUCAUCAGCAACCUAAGCGUCAGGCAUAUGGUCUGGCUUCUGGGGAUGGUGGAUGAGGUCAGACAAGCCAUUGUACUGGGACCGAAUAAGGUUUUUAAGUUCAAUGAGAGUGAUGUUGAGAAGGUAUUCGGAAUCCCGGCAGCUGGAACAGAUGUCAUGGACAGAACUCUUGAUAGGAGUGACACUGUAUAUGCAUACUUGCGUGGUCGUUUGGGGAUAGAGAACAAGGAAGUAAGAAGUCUGAAGAGCAUACAGUCCAUACUGUCAUGUGACUACAAGGGGAAGAUGUCACAAACAGAGGUGGCUGCAUUCAAAACUGCGUACAUCGUAUUCAUGAUGACACAUGUAUUUGCACCGACAGUCAAGAAUGACUACUUCUACACUGAUUAUUGGCCAGCACUGGUCGACCCAGAUAGCUUGGAUAAGUUCAAUUGGGGAAGAUAUAUUGUUGAAGUAGUGUGUGCAGCCGCCGUUAAGAUGAAACAAGAUAUUCGCAGGAAAGCGACGGUGUCGAACAUAAUAGGAUGCCUGCUCUUCCUACAGGUUUUAUAUCUAGACAACAUUCAGUUGGGGGACUUAAGCAUGACACAUGAUGUGUUCCCCAGAAUUAAAGCUUUCACCGUGGAUAAAAUUAGAGCCAUGAUUAAUGCCGACAAAAGGCCAAUGGAUUCAUCGAAAAACGGAGAUUUCAUUUAUGGAAUUUCAGCACCACGGGAUGCUGAUAGUUCAGCAUAUUCUAGGGCAGAUGACGAAGAUAAUGCGCAACAAGGGGGGGAUGCUUGGGCAUGCGCAACCAAGAUUUGUGAUGCUAUGGGCUUGACGCAUCAGGCCAAACUUAACCUAUAUAAUGAGCUGACAGCACACCAAGAGGACAUCAUUAAACAGGUUGAAGUUAUGAAUGCAAAAUUUUAUGAGAAGAUAUACAGAAUGUUAAAUGACAACAGCUUUACACGUAAUAAGGGUGUGAUGCAUGCAUCCGGGUUGACGAAUGUAAGUAGAGACAACAAUGCCACGAAAUCUUCAACAGUGGAGGCUGAUAUGGCUUCUGAUGAUGUGAGCAGCCCAGAAAAGAGGAACGAUGAAGCUUUCGUUAUCCAUAUGCAAAAUAAACGCCCUCGUGUGGAUAUCGAUGCAACAAGCAACGCAGUAGCAUCACAACAUGGUGGGGGGAUGAGAUCUAAUUCUGAGAUGGAUGUCGAUCUCAAUGUGGCCGACCUGCUGGCUAGUACGCUUGAGGGGAACACAAUGGAUGUUAGGAAUCAUGUGAACACGGUUUGCUGGGACAAUGAGCCGAGUUUUGAUUUAGGUCUGGAUUUCACACCGUCAUCAAAGGUGGGCAAGAACAAGAGUUUCAGCUGUAGAUAUCAAGACGGUGGUUGUGCUUUAUUCGGAAAUAUAUCUGAUGGGGAUGUUGCUGACAUUAACAACGGAUCUCAAGGUGUUACAUCAUCAUGCGAAUCGUGGCGAAAUGAUGGCAUCACGGGUGGGAGUAGUGAUGGUCAAGGACCAAAUAAGUCAUCACACACCCCCAGCGCAUGUCCUUCAGACAAUUUGGGCACUCCUGCAAGUUCAGUAGCCGACUCUGUUCCUCCCUACUGGUACCUCAGUGAGCAGACAAGGUCGUCCUCACCGACAUCCGUUGAUAAAAUUAUUCAAGACUAUUUUGUAUUUGAGAAGGACACAAGGUUUACGGACAUUAUUAACCUCAACGCAAAGAUUUUGGAUUUCGACGUCAGCAACUCGCCUGUGGUCAAAAGGAGAACUGUGUCACACACAAACCAUGUGGCAGGGCCAUGCAUCACUGCAUUGGCCAGUCAUGACAAGAAGGUCAUAGACGAUUUUUUCUGCUUCGUAGCAAGUAUGGAAGAAUCACAUGCAGAGAAAUGGUAA
Messenger RNA from Triticum aestivum (bread wheat), 2082 nucleotides. RefSeq lists its product as uncharacterized. The record is from RefSeq and is a predicted model, not a curated record. NCBI's taxonomy places the organism in Eukaryota, Viridiplantae, Streptophyta, Magnoliopsida, Poales, Poaceae. The transcript has 6 exons. Bases 1 to 2082 code for a protein of 693 amino acids.